Messenger RNA from Anolis carolinensis (green anole), 2918 nucleotides. RefSeq names its product zinc finger protein ZFP2-like. NCBI's taxonomy places the organism in Eukaryota, Metazoa, Chordata, Lepidosauria, Squamata, Anolidae. The coding region runs from base 313 to 2061 and encodes 582 amino acids. Gene Ontology annotation, biological process: regulation of transcription by RNA polymerase II. The record is from RefSeq and is a predicted model, not a curated record. The transcript has 6 exons. Gene Ontology annotation, molecular function: RNA polymerase II cis-regulatory region sequence-specific DNA binding; DNA-binding transcription factor activity, RNA polymerase II-specific.
CUCCCUCCCCUUAACCCUUCCUGGCCCGGCUGGGAGAGAGAGUUUGCCGCUUGUGCCGCUUCCGCUUCCUCCUCCUCCUCGUUGCAGCCUGUCUCCUCUUUCUCCUUCUCCUUCUCCUGGUGAUUUCUGUUCCCAGACCUUCUUCUCCAAAGGGCCGAAGAGGGGCUGAAGCCCAAAAGACCUGGAGGGAGGGCCGAAGCUGGCCCAGGCCUGUUUCUCUCACAGGUUGGCCUUCUAACACACUCGCUGGGUGUGUGUGUGCAGUUACAAAAUAUCGAAAUAAUAAGAGUUCUUCCCAUCAGUGUUCCCAUCAUGGAGAGACCCAACCCACCUGGACCUGAAGCAGGCAGGGCUCCCGGGAGCAGUGGGGAAUUCUGGGAAAGAACUGCACAGAUGUUCCUGAAUGCGCACAUACAAUGCCUGCGCUUCAGGCAGUCCUCCUACAAACAGGAUGAGGGACCCAGAGAGGUUUGCAGCCGCCUCCACGAUCUCUGCCGCCAGUGGCUGAAGCCAGAGCAACACACCAAGGCUGAGAUGCUGGACCUGGUGAUCCUGGAGCAGUUCCUGAGCCUCCUGCCCCCAGAGAUGGGGAGCUGGGUCCGAGAGUGUGGGGCAGAGACCUCUUCCCAGGCGGUGGCCCUGGCGGAAGGCUUCCUCCUGAGUCGGGCAGAGGACAAGAGCCAGGAAGGACAGACCCAAAAUAACUGCAUCGAAGCCCAGUCUAAUGUCCCUGCAUCAGAGAAAUCUCCAUCAAACACAACCCAGAGUCUCAGGCAGAAGGAGCUGAAGCAGGAAGAAGAUAGAGCUGCAGCUUUACAGGGGGCUGGAAUGAUGUUGUUGCCGAAUCCUCAGUCGUUUCUUCCCCUUUGUGAUGGAGUGGAACUGAAUCAGGGCCCAAUCGCCUUUGAGGAUGUGGCUGUCCAUUUCUCCCUGGAGGAGUGGGCUCUUCUGAAUCCUGGUCAGAAAGUCUUGCACGUGCAGAUCAUGGAGGAGAUUCAUGGGAUUGUGGACUCUCUUGCAGAUAACUGGAAGAAAAGCAAUGUAUGCACCCAACACAGGAAGCAUUUUGGACACAAUGGGGGUCUUCCUACACACCAGCAAGUCCACAGUGAAGAUGGAGAUUCUGCCACAGAAAGGCCCUACAAAUGCAAUGUAUGUGGGCAAUGUUUUACCCAAAAUAAGGAGCUCGUGCUUCAUGAGACACUCCAUGCUGGGAAAAGCUAUUUUAAAUGGAAAGUACUUGGAAAACGUGUUGUUGAUUACAAAUUGCCACUUUUGAACCAACGAGAAAUCUGUGAAGGAACUGAGGAUUUCAUAUGCCAAGAGUGUGGAAAACAUUUUGCUUACAGAUCGCUAUUGAUGACUCAUCAGAAAAUCCACACAAGAGAAAAACCAUACAAGUGCCAGGAGUGUGGGAAAUCUUUUAUCCAGAGUUCACACCUGGUGAAACACGAAAGAUUUCAUACGGGAGAAAAACCAUACAGAUGCCAGGAGUGUGGAAAGUGUUUUGCUUACAGUUCACACUUGGUGAGCCACAAAAGACUUCACACAGGAGAGAAACCAUACAAGUGCCAGGAGUGUGGGAAGUGUUUUUCCUACAGUUCACAUUUAGUAAGCCACAAAAGACUUCAUACAGGAGAGAAACCGUACAAGUGCCAGGAGUGUGGGGAAUGUUUUACUCAGAAUACACACCUUGUAGAGCACUGGGGAUCCCACACAGGAGAGAAACCAUACAAAUGCCAGGAGUGUGGAAAAUGUUUUGUUCGAAGUUCAUCCCUUGUGACCCACCAGAGAGUUCACACAGGGGAGAAACCAUACAGAUGCCCCGAUUGUGGUAAAAGUUUUGCUUACAGUUCACACUUGGUGAGGCACCAAAAACUUCACACAGGAGAGAAACCAUACAAAUGCCAGGAGUGUGGGAGAUGUUUUGUCCAGAAUGUACACCUUAUAGACCACUGGAGAACCCACACACGAGAGAAACCAUACAAAUGUCACAAAUGUGGAAAAUGUUUUACUCAGACUUCAUCCCUUAAUAAGCACCAAAGAAUCCACACAGGCUAAAAAACAUACAAAUGCCAGGCGUUUGGGAAAUGUUUUCUCCAGGAUGUAUACCUUUUGAACCUUCAGAGACUACAUACAGGAGAUAAAUCAUCCUAAGAACUGAGACAAACCUAAUAAAAUUAGUUGCAAAAGGGAAAUUGUAGGUCGUGGACAUUCUGAUGCUGUAGGCUAUACAUUCAACACCUGAUGAAAACAUGUGAUUCCCUUGUCUUUAGGUGGCACUUGGCUUGAUUUUGGACUGAUCUCUUAGACAACUCUUUUUUCCCCCCAAUAUAAUAAUUUUUAUUUACAUACAUUAACAACUUACAGUGAAACAAAACACAAAAACAAUGAACAUUUUACAGACAUAUAACCCCACUACCAAGGCCUGAACAGGUAUCCUUUCCUUCUUAGACAACUCUUUUCUAACUUUCAUACUCUGUUCAGGUUUUGUUAUUUGUUGCUUUUUUUGCUUAGUUUGGGGACUGUUUGGAGAACUCUUUUGCUUCUCUGGGCAUGGGUAUCACCAUGGGACUGGACUGGCUUUCCCCUGGUCAGCCUUUGUGGGUAAAUAUCUGAUUUAAAACAGAACCCUUUGAGAACAUCUGCCUAAGAUUUCGUAGUCUCCUUCUUGGCUAUGUGAAUCCAUAAAUUGAAGUCCUCUGGAGCAGCAGAAAGUAAGCUCCUUGUGACAAUCCUUCAGAGGGUUAAAUAUGAUUGCUAUGUAACCUAUUCUCAAAAGAAACCAUAUGUAAGUCCAUCAAUUGUUCUUCUUGGGCUUAGUUUCCAGCUCCAUUACCAUUAGUUGCAAUAGAAUUUACUGGUUGUUUUUCCACUCCUGGCACACUGCUAUAUUAAAUUGAAAAACAUGAGCUUUA